Molecule: messenger RNA, 1238 nt
Organism: Ziziphus jujuba (common jujube)
Lineage: Eukaryota; Viridiplantae; Streptophyta; Magnoliopsida; Rosales; Rhamnaceae
Product: adenylyl-sulfate kinase 3
Exons: 7
Coding region: 397-1020 (207 amino acids)
Biological process (GO): sulfate assimilation
Molecular function (GO): ATP binding; adenylylsulfate kinase activity
Source: RefSeq, a predicted model, not a curated record
AAUUGAAAGGGAGGAGGAGGGGAGAGAAAGCGGAAGGAAACGGCGAAGGAAAUGAGUUGAGGUGGAGAGAAGUUGGAAAAUGGGGAAGUGGAGGGAAAGGUCGAGGAGAUUACUGAAUGGAAGAGGUUCAGUUUUGCGUCUAGACACAUUCAUUCAAUGAAAACCUCAAUUUCCACAAGAGUUGCCUUGAAUUCAGCCCCCAACUACGAAAACUGCCUUCUCAUUCCCAUGACUACUUCUUCCUUCUUUACUCAUUCAUUUACCUUUUCAUCUUGCAUUUAAACCCCCCUUCACCCCCCCACCCCACCACCUCUUUCUCUUUUCCUCUCACUCUAUUUACCAAAUAACCGAACACCUGUGAUUUCACGGUAGAUUGGAGGAGAAGAAUAAUAUCUGAUGUCUUCUCUAAACAAUUCAACAAAUAUAUUUUGGCAAGAAUGUCCUGUUGGGAAGGUUGAAAGGCAAAAACUACUUAACCAAAAAGGAUGUGUUGUAUGGAUUACGGGUCUCAGCGGAUCAGGGAAAAGCACCCUUGCAUGCACAGUAAGUAGAGAACUGCACUCUAAGGGAAAGCUUUCAUAUGUUCUUGAUGGAGAUAAUCUUCGGCAUGGACUAAACAAGGAUCUUGGUUUCAAACCUGAAGACCGGACUGAAAAUAUACGUAGAGUUGGUGAGGUAGCAAAACUUUUCGCAGAUUCUGGUCUGAUCUGUAUUGCCAGUCUGAUAUCUCCCUAUAGGAAAGAUCGGGAUGCUUGCCGGGCAAUGUUGCCAGAUUCAAAUUUUAUUGAGGUUUUCAUGAACAUGCCUUUGGAAUUGUGCGAGUCAAGAGAUGCAAAAGGCCUUUACAAGCUUGCACGUGCAGGAAAGAUUAAAGGAUUUACUGGGAUUGAUGACCCUUACGAGCCUCCAUUGAACUGUGAGAUAAAAUUACAACAGGAAAAUGGAGUUUGCCCCACCCCAUCAGCCAUGGCUGGCCAAGUGGUUUCUUACUUGGAGGACCAAGGAUACCUUCAAUGCUAGUAGUCUUCCGUUAUUCUUCAACUUUUGCUCCCUGGUCUCUGCUAAUCAUUCACUAUCUAAUUAGAGGAACUUAUUUAAGACACUGUUGGUGGGUGCACAAUGCCCUUUAGUACCACCUGAUAUUCUUUUUGUAUGGAUAAGUUAUUAAUGGCUAUUAAGUCUAAAUUGUCAGAAAGUGAGUGUAUACGAGGAUUUUUAUUAAUGUAUUUUUUAUCUUC